Molecule: messenger RNA, 927 nt
Organism: Penicillium crustosum
Lineage: Eukaryota; Fungi; Ascomycota; Eurotiomycetes; Eurotiales; Aspergillaceae
Product: cytochrome b5 reductase family protein
Exons: 3
Coding region: 1-927 (308 amino acids)
Biological process (GO): ergosterol biosynthetic process
Molecular function (GO): cytochrome-b5 reductase activity, acting on NAD(P)H
Source: RefSeq, a predicted model, not a curated record
AUGUCUGGAGUACGCCCAUUUCCUCGGAAGACUGCCGCCGCAAUCGCUGUGGUUGGUGUAGUUGGAUUAUGUGCUUCUCGAAAGGCUUCUCUCCGCAAUGAAGCAUUUGCGGAGUCUCCAAAGCCUUGCGGUGGUCCUAGGGGUCCUGGAAGUCGCGGUGCCCCCAGUGGAAGAAUGGGAUUCCAUACUCUGCGCCUGGAAAGUUCCCAACAAGUGAACGAUAACACCAAACGCCUGCGCUUUCAACUACCGGACCCAGCCUCGAACGCCGGUCUUUCCUUGGCCUCGUUCAUCCUUACGUUUCAUAAGCCAAAGGACGCUUGGUUUCCCGUAAUUAGGCCAUAUACCCCAAUUAACAACUUCGAUGAGCCGGGUUAUAUUGAGCUUCUAGUCAAAAAAUAUCCUAAUGGCAGGGCAAGCGGAUACUUGCACUCUCUCCAACCCGGUGAUGAGCUGAAUAUCCGAGGACUUAUGCGGGGCUACAAAUGGCAAACCAAUGAGUUCGAACAUGUCAAUCUCAUUGCUGGUGGUGCUGGCAUCACUCCAAUGUACCAGCUGAUCCAAGGGAUGUUGAACAACCCCGACGACAGAAGCAAGAUCAAGUUGAUUUUUGGAGUCAACACAGACAAAGAUCUUGUCAUGAAGAAAGAACUUGAUGCGUUUGUGCAGAAGUUCCCCGAUCGUCUCAAGAUUGUCUACAGAGUCUCAGACCCAGUUGAGGGAUCCCCGUUCACUAAGGGCAGGGUAACCAAGGAGUUACUGGAGAAGGAAUUGCUGGGCCCGAAAGAUAGCAAGGCUACCAAGGUCUUCCUGUGUGGGCCUCCUGCUAUGGAGGCGGCGAUUUUUGGAAGUAAAGGGUGGAUUUCAAGUCAGAAGGGAAUACUAGAAGAGCUUGGCUAUGCUAAGGACCGGGUUCACAAGUUCUAG